Macrobrachium nipponense is the source of this 8297-nucleotide messenger RNA. RefSeq lists its product as uncharacterized. The coding region runs from base 418 to 5487 and encodes 1689 amino acids. The record is from RefSeq and is a predicted model, not a curated record. Lineage: Eukaryota; Metazoa; Arthropoda; Malacostraca; Decapoda; Palaemonidae. The transcript has 12 exons. Gene Ontology annotation, molecular function: lipase activity. Gene Ontology annotation, biological process: lipid catabolic process.
AGUUGAGUUUGGUUCUACACUGCUGUCGGACACGCCGCUCUCUCACGUGGAUACUCGGCGCUGAAUCCGAAGUGAAUUACGGGAGGAAGUCGCUGUCACUCGAGACUAAGAACUUUGAGGAACGUUACGGAAGAACUGUCAGAGGAAAGUGUCGAUGAAAUCUUGCUUUUUUCCAGUUACGGAAAGUGUAGGCGCUCUCUCUCUCUCCCCGUAACCAGGACAUGACGUUCUCAUAUUCAGCGAAAUAUUAAAUAAAAAAGGAGAGGCGUUGAUUGAUCGAUUUUGUCUCUUAUCGUGGAUGAAUGCUCACGUGUGCAGAGUGAAGGCAGUGAAGUGUGGCCAUGGUCCAACUGGUGAAAUAAAAACGGUUUUGUGGCUUUUUUCCUUCAGGAUUCUUAUGGCAGCUGGCCCUCAGCGAUGAACUUCAUGCCCUUUCUUAUAUCAGCGAUUUUCGUGUUAGGCUUUGCAUCAUGGAGUAAAUGUCACGCCAGCACUCUCAACAUCAACCAGUCGGGAGCCGCAACUGGAGAUGACGUCACGGAAAGAGAGUCGGUCGACCUCAACCGUCGGAGUGCUCCACCAAAUGAACAGCCGUUUUCGGUGACACAGAAUGGCGAGGAAACGCGUCCGCUAAUGAGUCCAAAUGUCACUUCUGCAGACAGAUAUCAAGAAUUGUAUAAAGGGCAGGAGGCCACAACGAACGGUGAUGUCGAGGUCACUACUUGGAGUACGGGAGAAGAGAACGCCGAACAGUUGUUUGGCAUCACAGUAAAAGAGGGUGUCAUCAAAUUUGUUAGGCCUUUUACCACAAAAUCCAGUGACGAAACUCAUGACGCCACUGAAACAACCACCUAUAGUACCUAUGACACCCAGUCCACACAGGGAACUGAGGGUAUUGGGACUACUGCCUCCUUUUUGGGUACAACGGAAUCCUGGACAGACGUCGAUGAAUCAACCGUUGUGAACUCAGACGUCACAGAGCCUCAGGAGGAGAGAACGGACACCACAGACGAAAACACCCAAGAGACGCUCACAACAGAAGGUGAAGGAGAUGCGUGGGAAUAUUCCACUAUUCCAUAUCAAGAUGAACCGUCUACGCAAAUAUUCGUUGCCGGAGAUGACACUGCCAGGGAGAAGAGCUCUUAUCGUUCAGAUGAUACUUCAUUCGAACAGAGCACAUUAUAUUAUGAUCAACCAGUGACCGUCACUACCUUUGGAUAUCAACAAGAUGUAGAACAAUUUUCUGAUAGUGAAAUCUCCCUAGAUGACCUCGCGAACACCGCAGAAACGACCAGUCAGUCGGAACAGACGUCGCUGAUAUACAGUUCUGAAGAGGUCGACGACGAGAUUGGCGAUCAGACAGAAUUCGAAGAUCCGGAUGUCAUCAGUGAGACAGAAAACUCUUUGACCGAGUCCGGUGACCGCAAAAGCUACUGGAACCGAUUAUCGGAGACUAACCAGAUAGAAGACGACUCGGAGAGAUUUCGGAAGAGGAAGCGGAAGGGGCGAGAGUGGAAGGAUCGCAUCAUAGACGACAUGGGAUUCGUCGUCUCUCACCCGGAAAGCGAAAGGCUCGACGAGGAGGAUGAUCUCAAGAUCUACGAAGCUGUGGUCACCAGUAUGGCCCAGUGGGAGUUCAACAAGUUGCAGAAGAAGAUGAAAAAAGGUGGGAAGCGCAUCAAGAGAGACGAAGAGAGAGUCUGCUACAAGGAUCUCGGCUGCUUCUGGGAUGAGGGACCUUUCGACUACCUCGACAUGCUGCCUUCGCCUCCCGAAGAGAUCAACACCCGGUUCCUCCUCUUCACUCGGGAAAGGCGUGACCGGGAAAAGGUCAUCAAGUCCCAGAACAUCAGCACCAUCCUCGACUCCCACUUCAACACGUCGCGGCCAACCAAGAUGCUCAUUCACGGGUUCGGGUCUUCCUGUUACAGCGUCUGGAUCAGAGAAAUGAAAGAAAUCAUUCUGAAGCUGAUGGAUGUGAACAUCAUAUGUGUCAAUUGGCAGAAGGGAGCAGAAGUUCCAAAUUACGUCAGAGCGGCCAGCAAUACUCGUCUUGUCGGACGUCAGGUUGCAGUGCUGAUUCAGCAGAUCAAUGAUUUUCUCAACACCACUCUUGAUGAUUUCCACCUGAUUGGCUUCUCCCUUGGGGCUCAUGUCUCCGGUCACGCUGGAGCUCACCUGAAGAACUUAUCAAGAAUAUCAGGCUUAGAUCCAGCUGGACCUCUUUUCGAGUCCUACUCCCCGUCCGUUCGACUAGACGAAACGGACGCCAGGUUCGUAGACGUGAUCCACACGAAUGCUGAUUCCCUGUUGAUGGGCGGGCUGGGCGCUUUCGAGGCUAUGGGGCACGUCGAUUUCUAUCCCAAUGGAGGCAAGAUGCAAAAUGGCUGCGCAAAUCUCUUCCUUGGUGGUGUCUCGGAUAUUCUAUGGCCUACGGAGGGCGAUGGGCGGUACUUGUGCAACCACCGAAGGGGCUAUAAGUACUAUAUGCAUUCGAUGGUGCCGCAGUGCAAGUUCCCGGCAUUCGUCUGCCGCGACUAUGAGACCUUCCUGAAGGGCAACUGCUUCCCGUGCAAGUCCUGCGGCAGCAUGGGUUACUUCGCCAGCGAUGCGGAGGGGAGAGGCCAGCUUUACCUCGUCACCAGGGACACCGAGCCCUUCUGCGCCAACCAGUACAAAGUGUCCGUGAAGCACUCCGGUGGUCCGCCCGCUGAUCUGGUCACUACUUACGGACGCAUUGAAAUCACCUUCAUCAGCAGUGAUGGACUGAACGAAACACUUCAACUAACGCAAAGCGACGAUAUGGCGAUGGAGGCCGGAAGUGAAACGGUACGGAUACUGGUGCCUCAUCCGGCCAUGUCCGAUGUAGUGAGCGUCCAGCUUCGGUAUACGGCUUAUCAAGGCUGGAUCUAUUCGGGCUUCGCGAGAUGGGCCAUCGACAAGAUCUCUCUCAUGGACAGCUUCGGCAAGAUACUGUCCUUCUGCAACAGGGGCACGACCCUCGUGACGGGACAGGCUAUGCAGUUCACUCUCCUGUCAGGAGACUGCACAGUCUUGGAGACACAAGUCAUUCAUUCCAAUAAUAUUCAGCCUUUCACAGAUUCACUUCCUGAGGAAACGGAGAAUGAGGUGCGGCAGACUUCUUCUCUACAGAUUGCUGUUGCACCGAUUUUAGAAUCACACUUCAACUUUACGAAAUUAAAUCAUGGCGCAGCUAACCUUACCCUGCCAAUUCCAGCUCUUGCUCUCUCGCCUAUUGAGACCCAUGCGGGUGGUAGUAUCACGCCUACUCAUGGGCAGGUGCCUCCUCUUCCUAUAACUCUAGAACUUCCACAGCGCCACCACCAGGAGUAUCCUCCUAACGUCUAUGAUGCUUCGAGACCACAGCGUCUACCUCCUCUACAGUCAGUAGGACAAAGGCCACCGAAUAAUCCUCAUCCGUCCAGGUACAGUGGUGACCCCCUGAAAGCUUUGACUACUCCACAUUCAGUUCUGGAUAUCGCAAAGCCCGAAUUUUCGGUUAGCAGUGAGGAACCAGUGAGUGUCAUACCAGCUCCAAAUCUGGCAGGUUUUCCUAGACCUAUAGGUAUUGGCCAUCUGCAGCUGCCAAGCAAUAGAUACAGACCAGAUGCUGUGAGAUCGCCAGAAAACAUUCCAUUUACGCCGUUUGUUGAAAGUAUAUCGUCCACGGUCAGUGGUGAACUUCAAAGUAUUAAUACCAAAGGUCAAAGCUCAAGUCCCAAAACACCACAAGAACCUGAGUCUUCAGUGACCUUUGAAGCCCCUGGGAAUCUCUUGUCUGCCCUUCACAGUACAUAUGUUGAAGUUAUCAACUCAACAACAGUCAAAGUGACUACCUUUAACCAUGACAUGACUGAGAAGAGCAUUUUUGAUAAUACUUUUUCUCCAAGAACUAACGGAGUUUUACGUGGUGACCAUACUCAAGGCUUUUCUAGCACCACUCCCUUAACUUCUGAUGGAAGUUCCCAGUCACCAGCUAGUCCAGAUUCCCUUAUUACAACAACUGUAAAGUCGACUUCGCCUUUGUUGUCUACUUUAAGAACGCCUCCCACUGAACGUUUAAACCUUUCUAUUCCCCUUGGGACAAGUGCAACGCAGCAAUUUGGCUCAUUUGAUAGUGCCAAUGAAGAUGACAGGUUUUUGCCGCAGACUGAGCAUCUUUACAGACCACCUCCACCAACUCCCAAGCCACAACGCAUACAGUCAGACCUUGAGAAGGACAUUCCAACCAUUCUAGACUCCAACAGUUUGAUUGAUGGCGAGAUUCCUAAAAAAGAGGCAGCCAGAGCACUCGUACUGGAUCCUCUUCCUAGUAAUUUAUUUAAACCCGAAACAACCACUGAAAAUAAAAACAGACCAAACUGCAGAAAUUCUUCAUCCUGUCCUCCUCAUUUCCCAUUUAACAUAAGUGAUCGCACCACGCUGGUUCGAGCUCCAAAUAUAGCGCCUUCACUCUCAUCGUCAUAUCCAAAAAUUCUCACAUAUUCUCUUAAUUCUCGAUCUCCUUCUCCCAUUCAUGUUCAUUCUUUUCAAGAAGGAAACCCUCAGCGGGACUUCCCAACAGCCGCUGACGCCCCUCCCGAACCUCGUUCAAGUCAUGUGAGAUUUCACUUUGAGGAUUCGGAGGCUAUGUCUUCCGAAAUAUCCACUAGACCCGAUACAAAAUCUCCCCCUAAGGAGUUGAUUGCAAGUAGCAAUUCUCAGACGAGGCAACAUAGCUCACAGUCUGCACCAAGGCGAAUUCCAUUUGAUCAAGUCGGUCCUGAAAUCCCAUCUACUAGAACCAGAAAUCUUAACUUUGACAGAAACGCUCCUGUGGUCCCACUUCCAAACCUCAACCCUCCUCCUCUGGAAACCAUAGUUGGUCGGGGGAGGGCACCUGUUCCACCAUCUCGCUAUGCUCAAGAUUCAAGGGUUCAAAGUCAUUCACAAAACAGUCAACAAAAUGCAAAUCAGAAUGUACCGGAAGUUGGGAAUCCCUCGUCAGAACAUGCUCAGGAGCCCUUUCUUGUCCGGUCACAAUCGCUCAACCACCAAGGUCAGCUUUAUCCCUUUGAUCCUCAGCAUAAUUCUAACCAAAAUCCUAUGCACAGACACUCCGUUUCUUUUUCUGUUGGCAAUGUAACUAACAUGAGCUCAGACGUAAAUUCCGAAACCCUAUCUCAUUCAGUCCCAGCUUCCGCACCCUUUUAUGUUCAGAUUCUUCCUCCAGCUUUCAGUCAGUUGCCACAUUUGGAGACGUAUUCCCUACCAAUCGAUGCUAGGAAACUGCAGGAUUCGUCACACAGAAAGCGCGGGGGUGUCGGAUCCAGAACUAAUCGUGGUCGUAGUCUACCCAGUUCUCCUGUACCAUUGCCAAGUGCCCGGGGCGCAGUAUUCAAGCCCUUACUUCUCCAACUUCAGGAUAAUCUCAGAGGGAGAUAUAUACCCCUGAGACCUCCGCCAGAAAAUCUAAGACAGAACUAAAUUGUGGUAAGGGUUCUCGAUAGGUUACCAUAUGUGAACACAAGCGCAUCAUACACAUAUAGCCUACUUUCAUACUCGUACACAGAAACACAAGUGCAGGAGACGUUUUCAUAAUGAAAUGAAAGGUUUUAAAUUGGCUUAGAGAUUGUUUAUAUCUGUGUGUACGUCACAUUUUUUACUUAAAUUUUCUUUACAGAGGAAUAAUUUAGAAACACUGCUACGUAGAACCAGGUUGGUAGUUGUAUAUUAUUGGUGCUAUUUUUCCAUUUCUCAGUAGUAGAUGUCAGAUAAAGCUCUGCUGCUGUGUCACAUCUGAUACCCAUCAGUGUGGCCUAGUCUUUUUUCCCCUCAUUUAUGUGUAUGAGGCGACUUUGAUGUCCCGGAACACUUUGCUGAAGUCUUUGAACACACAAAAAAUGCACAAAGGUUUGUUGCGGCUUAUUUGUCCAAACAAACAACAUCAAGGUGUCUUUCGAUGAAAAUAUUAGAAAUAAAAAGUUUAAAGCUUAAUUUAGCACUCGCAGGAGUCUCCUUUGUUUGUCUUUCUUUUAGGAUCUUUAACCUCUGAAACAAAACAAAACGGCUUAAUUAAGAGCUGGUGAACAUGGAGAAAGUGACGGGCGAUUUGAGUUAAAUAAGGAAACUCAUAGUUAUUUGAUUUUAAAAACUGCAAGCUAAACAAUUGGUAACAAAGUCAGCAAUCUUAGGGUACCUACAGCACGGCAGAAACGGUGAUUUUUGUCAGAUAAAAGCAAACAUGAUCUCAUUUCUUCUUAAUUUUUCAGGCGGUUUUCAAGUAAGGCAUAACUGGCCAUACUUUGAUACCGCUCAUCAUGGGGCUAACGUUAAGAUGACAAGCAUAUUGUAUAGCGGCAAAGUUUUAGUGGGUUACUCACGAUAUAACAACGUCAAGACAUUAUACUUUGUAUAUACGUUAUACCCUAAAUAAGCCUUGUGGUUACGUUGGUAUUCUGAGAAUAUGCUAAAUCAUUCUUUAUGAGUUUUCUUGAUCCAACGAAAACAUUUCGUCUGUUUGGAACAGAUGAAGUCACCUAAAUAAUGAGAAAUAAGAAUCAUUAAAGUAUUGACUAUACUGUAUAAUCACUGGAUUUUAGUAGUGAUAGCUCAUUUUGCAAUAUUGCUUUAUUUUUCAGAAGAAUUCGUCAUCUCAAAGAAAAUAUUGUUAAAGAGGGUAAUGCAUUUAUUUCGUUGUUACCGAGCUUUAUAUAUAUAUAUAUAUAUAUAUAUAUAUAUAUAUAUAUAUAUAUAUAUAUAUAUAUAUAUAUAUAUAUAUAUAUAUAUAUAUACGUAUACGUAUAUAAUCUAUGCAAGAAAAUCAAUCGGGCUCAAGCUAAUUUUGUCAAAUUUUGUUAAGAAAACAAAACGCUCAGUAAUGUCCGAGAGGAUGCUGAUGCGUCCCGUCAAAAGGUGCUUAACUUUUGGAAGACUUGCUUCUGAAAUUCUGUUCGCGAGAACAUUUGAUUACUGAAAGAUUACGCUGAGAAAGAAACAGCUGAUGAGCUAAUACAGAAGAAUUGUUGCAGUUUUUGGAACUUAUUAAGGUGGUCGUUGACGGGUUGAGCACACGAUUACAAAUUGUUCAUGUUGUGGUGUCCCUUAUGUGUUUUUGUUAUCAUGAUAGAAUAUUCAAGCUAUGAUUAUUUAUCAAAUGUUGCUAUUUAUUAUUUAUUGAUGAGUAGAUGUUAAGUGCAUAUGUCACCAUGUUGGUGAAUAGUGUGUAAAUAUAUAUAUUAUGUAGUCUUCUUCAUUCUAACGUAUACUGGAAACGAGCUCUGCGGAUUCUCCUCAUUGCAGAGGAGACGCCCCGGCGCUUGAGGAAGGUUCUGGGAAUAAUCAGGACGUUCACUUCCCCUUUUCUUGUGGCCGGGAAUUUUGACAAGAGUUAACUACUCUUGCUGGUUCAGUUGGCACGCUUGAAAUGGGUUUUAAGAGAAAUCGCUGUAGCAGUUUCUCAAAAAUGCUAAUGUUGACCCUCCCAACUUACCCUCAUAGAAAAGCUCAUCAUUAACAUGUCUUUCCAUUAAUUUAUUUAUCAAAAUGUAAGUGCGAAUUGGUAAUAUUUAUUUUCCCUCCUUCUGAACGUCCUGCAUUGUUGCAUCAAUGCUUUGUUGUUGCACUGGCGUCCUGUAGACCUUUCCAAGAAGUAUACAGUCCUUUACUAAGACCUUAUGUUCUGUCACUCUUGCCCUCUCUCUAUGAAUCUGAAUUUUUUGUUUUCUGUAUAAGUUGUUGAAUAAUUGUUUGACUUCACGCUCUUCUUCUUUGUCUUAUUUUGCUCUUUGUAUUCUCAAAAUCCUUAUUUAUUUAUCUCUAAUUUAUGAUUUUUUUUGUAUCAGUCCCAACUGUCUGUCUGGCAAAAUGGCAUCUAUUAUGUUGUUCCACACAAACAGUUACAGUUCUGUAUGAAAAAUAUUAUGAUAUACUGUACGUGAGUUUCCCUUCAGUUGUAACCACAUCGAGUUCUCCAGCUUUUGCGUAGCGUUGGUGAAGGGUACACGAAUCACUGAGUGACACAAAACGUCUGCUGUUUACUUUUCGGGUUUUGAGAUAUUUUCUCUUUGAAACUGGUCCAUGAAACUGCUUUUGUUGAGUUUUGAACGUUGCUCCAGUGGCCCUUUCAAAAACAGAGUAAGAAUUAAGAUUAUAGCAAAAAGUUUAUCUCUUGGACGAGGUUUAGUACUAGCAAAAUUGUCUUUAGUACACAGUAUUCUAAUUUGGUGAAGAAACCAUAAUUAAGCAGACAGUCAUUUUCUGCAGUGUCAUGAAUAAAAGGAAAUGAUAAAAGUUGU